Molecule: messenger RNA, 1170 nt
Organism: Fimicolochytrium jonesii
Lineage: Eukaryota; Fungi; Chytridiomycota; Chytridiomycetes; Spizellomycetales; Powellomycetaceae
Exons: 7
Coding region: 1-1170 (389 amino acids)
Source: RefSeq, a predicted model, not a curated record
AUGAUCUUUGACGGCAUUCUUUAUCCUUUCUCCGCGGCUCAGAGAACAUUGAGCGCAUAUUCACCAACACCACAGGGAACGAGCGGGCUUGUGUUGUGGAAGAAGGCUGAUGGAGUCAGCUAUCUUGUACCCUUGACUUGGGCUCAGAACCUGGUGACUGCCGCAUGGUGGUCCACCCAAGCCACCUUUACCUUCAGCGCUGAGGCUUCCAUUCCUGUGGACGAAACAUUCCUCGUGGGGAACCAGACGGAGCACGUUAAGAAGCUCCCGCGCCGGAGUCAGUUGAGUCCACGUGCUAUCGCAGCUGUCGCUCCUGUGACCUCCCCGGCCCUGCGGGCCAACGCGAAUACAGCGCCCGACCUCGAACAUCAUUAUAUUGAGAAAGAGACGAGGCCCAUCAAGUUUCCUGCCAUCUGCCCAAGCCGCCAAAACCUGUCGCCAAACAUCUCUCACCCGACCGAUCUGCCUGGCGCCAUCGUACGAGCUCCUUCCUCCUGCACUUACCACGGAACGGGCCCUGGCAAGACCGCCAUAUUGGGGCCCGCGUCACAAAGAAUCACGUUGUCCGUCUUCGGCCCGAGGUAUGCUCAAUACUUCGUCGCUGGAGCUGUCGAAAGUGAGGCCGCCGAGACAUCCACCAGCGCCCUCUUCGCAGACUGCGUCAUGCAACAGCGGCAUGGACCCUUAACAAGGACGAUGUUCGGAUGUAUUAAGCUUAUGGAGAACUACGUGGACUACGACGCUUUUCACAAUCCCGUACAAGUCAACGGAGCCCAAGAUAUGGAAAACUCUACCAGUGAAGUCCCCACUGAUCCCCAAUCCGCUGCGGAAGGGAUCCCCACUGUUAAUGCGCUGAGAAUGGACAUCCCCGGGCAACUGAAGCUACCAACUGUCAUCGAGAUGCUGUUCUGCCCAGUCAAAGCUAAAUAUAUGGCAUCAACAAGCUCCUGGUACUGCGGUGCGCGUGUGCCGCCCGCCAAAAAGGCCAAGAAGACCGGCCCCACGGAGGCUGAACGAAAGAGCAUGCCCGCUCAGGGGACCUCAGCACCCCCACCAAAGAAGAACGUCGAACCGCAAUCGGACCACUUCAGUGCUCUCAAAAAUCUUUUGACCGAAGUGGAGGAUCUCCGUGCAGAAUGCGCACUAGCUCAAUAUCCACCUGGGAACUAA